UUUGGAUGUGGGUCACUUUCUUUUGGGGUGGCCAAGUUAAGCACCAUGCUUUUGAGCUUUUCCAUUCCAUGUCAAACAAGUGAUUUAGUAACUCCCACUCACAUCACUUCAAUGUGCAACUUAAUCGAGAAGAAGAAAGAAAAAGAAUCACCAAAGCUCUUUAUUUCACUCAAGUUGUGUUGAGUCACUCAGGUUCAAUGGGGUGGUGUCAUUGUUCACCAUCAAUUGCCACACCAUACUAUCACUGAUUGUGUUGUGUAUCAUUCUCAUCUUCCACAUACAAAGGUGUUGCAUAAGUCCUCUGUCUUUUCUAGAACAAGAGCCAUGAAGCAAGAGUCACCAGCAUCACUAGAAGCAGCAGCAGCAACAACAACAACACCAAAAAGUGUGAUCAAGCUUCAGAACAGUUUAACUCCAUCACGUUUAAGACUUCCUUCCAAUUACAAAGAGCCUCCAAAGACUCCACCCGAGGUUGUCAAUGGGGUGGUGUCAACACCUUCAAGGAGAGCCAAGUCUGUGACUCCAGAGUUGAAGCACAAUUCAAGGGUCAAAAGGGGUCUUGUGAUGAACAAGGCCAAGCCCAAUGAAGAGGUUGUGGGAAACCAAAGGGGCAGGGAAGUUGAAGAGGCUAAGGUUGUGGCACGUUUUGUGAGUCGGCAUGUUGUGGAACAGUUUUCUAGGCCAAGGAGUGGGGAUUUUGGUUUCAAGAGGGACAAGGAGGACCCUGAUGGGAAGAAUAAGAAGGAAUUGAUGGAGAAGCUUGUGGUGAGUGAGAGUUUGAUCAAGAAUCUGCAGUCUGAAGUGCUGGCUUUGAAAGCUGAAUUGGAGAAAGUUAAGGGCUUGAACGUGGAGCUGGAGUCUAACAACAGGAAACUCACUCGGGAUCUUGCUGCUGCUGAAGCAAAGGUGGUGUCUUUGGGUAGCAAUGAGAAGGAACCAAAUGGAGAACAUCAGAACCCCAAGUUUAAACACAUUCAGAAACUCAUUGCUGACAAAUUGGAACGGUCCAUAGUGAAAAAGGAAGCCAGCACUGAUGGAUGCUUUGUUAAAGCACCAAUUCCAGCACCAACAGCAAUUCCUAGUGUUCCUGAUAAAAUAACUACAAGUAUAGGAAGAAAACCUGUACCAAACUCAUGCUUGCCACCACCACCACCACCGAUACCACCAUCAAUCCCUUCUAGGCCAAUAGCAAAAGCGAAUAAUUCCCAAAGGGCCCCUGCAUUUGUGAAAUUAUUUCACUCAUUGAAGAAUCAAGAAGGGAUGAAAAGCACAACAGGAUCAAUUAGACAGCAGAAACCGGUAGCUGUCAAUGUACACAGCAGCAUUGUUGGAGAAAUUCAGAACCGUUCUGCUCAUCUUUUAGCAAUAAGGGCAGACAUUGAAACAAAAGGAGAGUUCAUUAAUAGCCUUAUAAAAAAGGUGGUAGAAGCGGCCUACACCAAUAUUGAAGAUGUCUUAAAUUUUGUCAAUUGGCUGGAUGGUGAACUUUCAUCAUUGGCAGAUGAGCGUGCAGUUUUGAAGCAUUUUAAUUGGCCUGAGAGGAAAGCUGAUGCCAUGCGUGAAGCUGCAGUUGAGUAUCGCGAAAUUAAAUUGUUAGAACAAGAGAUUUCCUCCUUCAAGGAUGACCCUGAAAUUCCAUGUGGAGUUUCCUUGAGAAAGAUGGCCAACCUAUUAGACAAGUCUGAGUGCAGCAUACAGAGGCUAAUCAAGUUGCGAAAUUCUGCAAUGCGUUCAUAUCAAGAGUACAAAAUUCCAACUUCAUGGAUGCUUGAUUCAGGAAUCAUGACCAAGAUUAAGCAGGCUUCUAUGCUUUUGGUCAAGAUGUACAUGAAAAGAUUGAGAAUGGAGCUUGGAUCUGCUCGGAACUCAGACAGACAAUCUAGUCAAGAAUCCCUUCUGCUUCAGGGCAUGCAUUUUGCAUAUAGAGCUCAUCAGAUUGCUGGAGGUUUGGAUGCAGAAACUUUGUGUGCUUUUGAAGAGAUAAGGCAACACGUGCCAGCAGGACACUUGGCAGGGUCUCCAGAACUUUUGGCUGGAAUAGCAUCAUCAUGAAAACCUUUGAUUUGUUAUGCUUUCUUUCCAUUAUCCGCAUUGUUCAAUACUAUUAAGGAUAAAACAUAGGAAUAGUUCUUAAGUGUGGUUGGUAAUGUUCUCCAAUUAGAAUUGGAAAUUUAUCUCGAUAAUAUGCAUUUGCAUUUAAUGCAGAUCAAAUUAAUACACAUUUAUGCAUAAAUUUCCAUUUCGAAUUGAACAACAGCACCAACCACACCUAUAGAACUGUAGCUAAGUCCUAUCCUACUAUUAACCAUUCCGAAGAAAUAAGAAGGAACUUGAAGAGAUUGAUCUGAGGAAAGAACAUUCCAUAGAGUGGUUGAGCUAGUCAAGUGGCUAGUCUACUGUGGAUAAAAUCUCCAAUAUUAUUGAGCUUAAAUAGUUUUUUCCCCUAAGUUAGACCCCCUUUACUCUCUAAUUAUGUCACAAGAACAAGAAGCUUUGCAUGUGUAGGCGCAUAUGAUAUAAUUAACUUUUACUGAGUUGCUGUAAUAAACUAAUAAUUUUACAUUUUCAGUUG
Molecule: messenger RNA, 2572 nt
Organism: Cajanus cajan (pigeon pea)
Lineage: Eukaryota; Viridiplantae; Streptophyta; Magnoliopsida; Fabales; Fabaceae
Product: INCREASED PETAL GROWTH ANISOTROPY 1-like protein 2
Biological process (GO): protein localization to cortical microtubule cytoskeleton
Cellular component (GO): cortical microtubule
Source: RefSeq, a predicted model, not a curated record